GUACUCACAAUCAGUAGACCGUGCAGCGUCAGAGCUUCUACACGUCAAAGAAAAUUCCAUGAAGAAAUAGAAAAAAAAAAAACGGAAAAUACAAAUUCACAAUUGUGCUUGAAAUGAAACACCAAGUAAUAUUCCUAUCAGCUCUAAUAUUGCUGCUCAGUUUUGUGGCCACCCAGGCUAAUUUAUUUGAAUGCGAUGAUAAAUUAGCGACAUCGGAUGCCACCAUCAUUGGCCCCAAAAUCCCGGGCAACAGCGAUGAAGAACGAUCUGGCAACAAAGUCCGAGAUGUCCUCAAGGAAUGGAGUUGCAAACUGAAGAAGAGCACAGCAAAUCUGGGUGCCAAUGUCAAGGAGAAAACCAAACAAUGGUCCGAAAAUAUUCGUGAAGGUUUCCAAAAACUCAAAGAGAAAUCCAAAGAUUUGCAAAAGAAACUUCAAACCAAAUAUAAUGAUUUGAAGGAUAAUUUGAAGAAGGAUUCAGCCGAAUCAAUGGAAAUUGGCGAAAAGAAAUUGUUAUUUAAACCGGAGGAAGUCAUUGACACCGAUGUUGUGAUAAUCGACCAGAAGUGUGGCAAUGGCUUUAUUCUGGAUGCCUUGGGAAAUUGCAAGAAAUUUCGCGAGUUUGCCGAGAUCAUUAAUUAAUUUAUAUGAGUAUUUACAACAAUAGAAAAACAAGAAGAUUGAAUAAAAUUUCAACAGAGUUGUGUGGAUGUUUUCAAUGUAGAGUAGAUAUUUUACGAAAUAAAGUGAUGUGAAAAUAAAGUGAUGUCAAAA
Molecule: messenger RNA, 773 nt
Organism: Musca domestica (house fly)
Lineage: Eukaryota; Metazoa; Arthropoda; Insecta; Diptera; Muscidae
Exons: 1
Coding region: 114-641 (175 amino acids)
Source: RefSeq, a predicted model, not a curated record